AUGAAGGACAACAAGCCCGGACCUAACUUCAACGCCAAUUUUAUUUCGUACGAUAUUCACACGUACUACAACCAAAACUAUGAGGGCUCACGCCAGGAGGCCAAGGCUUUGUACGACAAGCUUGUUGAAGACUUUUCAGACGAAAUUGCCAAGGGCGAGCUCAAUGUUUAUGACCUGGUGGAUGAACCUGCUGGUAUCCACCCCAUUGGCAUGUGGGAGAUUGACUUUAAAAGUCCCGAGUUGUUUUCUCGGCUGGUUCCUUGGUACCAGUGGAAUCACGGUAACUUAUCUGUCCUUGUGCACCCUUUCUCAUCCAAAGGUGCUCGUGCAGAUCAUACUAAUCACGCUUUGUGGAUUGGUGAUCGUGUGAAUCUCAUCAAGGACAAGUUGUAA
Molecule: messenger RNA, 393 nt
Organism: Magnusiomyces paraingens
Lineage: Eukaryota; Fungi; Ascomycota; Dipodascomycetes; Dipodascales; Dipodascaceae
Exons: 1
Coding region: 1-393 (130 amino acids)
Source: RefSeq, a predicted model, not a curated record